AUGCCGCUCUUUGGCAGCAAGAACAACAAAUACAAGGUCGACCCUCCAAAGAUCCGCAUAGAGAAAGUCGCCGUCACCCAGCCCGCCGUCAAGCCCGUCACACCCUCCACCAAGGCCAUCUCCAACGCCUCGUCGGCACGCUCCUCGCCCGCGGCCACCCACCGGCCGUCCCCCAAACCCUCCUCGCUCCCUCGCCAGAAGAGCCACUCUCCGUAUCCGUCCUCGUCGGACGAGAAGCGCGCCGAGCGGAAGCGCAAAGCUGGCUCUGCAUCGUCCACCCGUCGAUCCCCUGCUGUGGACCGUCCCGACUUCGGCAAGGACAGCGAUGGCGAGGAAGACGACGGCUGGCUGAAGCUGGAUGGCAGGAAGAGGCAACGCAAGGGUACUCUGAAUGGGCGGUCCGAGGACACGGCCAGGCAGAUCAGGAGCGCGCGGGCUUUCGAGGUGGGGGAUGCGGGACUCGACUUCAUCCACGCCGUGCAGGUGGCGUCUCUCCAGCACAACUGCGUCCCUGCCAUGGGGGGCCAGAGAGAGGACGUGGAAUUCGAGCUGCAGUAUCCAAGUUUGCAGCCUCGUGAAAAAUUCGAACUAGUUUGCGGCAAGGACAAAAUCAACGCCGAGGAAGCGAGUGUCCGCAUCGUUCAACUAGUGGCCGAGACAUAUCUAACGGAAAAAGAAGCCGAGCCUUUCACCAACCCGAAAGGACUAAUACGCCGCCUGGAGAAGGCCAGGAACAGAAAUGUCCAGGACUUCAUGGGCUUCAAGGCUGCACUUAAGGAGUACAACGACACGCUUCUUGCUCUAGUUGAGGACGGCAUAAUUGCGAAGAAUCUCGACAACCUGCACGAGCUCCCACGUGGACUAGUUGCAUUCAUCCUGGAUCAGAUCUAUGACCGGGUUGUCGCCCCAAAGGUGGAGCUCCUCUCCAAAUAUGAGAUGGGCUCCGACAAUGUGUAUGGCGAGCUACUUCAUCCUUUUAUUUCAAGGUUGUUGGUAGAUGAGCUCAAGAUGAAUUCGAAGCAGGUCUUCGUAGAUCUGGGUUCGGGAGUCGGAAACGUCGUUAUGCAGGCUGCAUUAGAGAUUGGGUGUGAGAGCUGGGGCUGUGAGAUGAUGGAGAAUGCGUGCAACCUGGCAGAAGUACAGCAAACCGAAUUCGUCGCGAGAUCCAUGCUCUGGGGGAUCAAGCCGGGUGCUGUUCAUUUAGAGCGAGGCGAUUUUCGGAAGAACACUCGCAUUCACGAAGUUCUCAGACGUGCCGACGUUAUUCUCGUGAACAACAAGGCAUUCACCCCAACGCUCAACGACGACUUGGUACGGAUGUUUCUUGACUUGAAGGAGGGCUGCAAGAUCGUGUCGCUCAAAUCAUUUGUUGCGGAUUCCAAGAGCAACCACAACAUCAAUGAUGUGGGCAGCACGAUCCUCAAUGUGGAGGAGCACAUAUACCCCGAGGGUUUUGUGAGCUGGACUAAUGCGGGAGGUGCUUACUACAUCUCGACGCGCAAAUAG
This is a messenger RNA of Clonostachys rhizophaga, 1506 nucleotides long. Lineage: Eukaryota; Fungi; Ascomycota; Sordariomycetes; Hypocreales; Bionectriaceae. The record is from the annotation of a GenBank genome assembly.